AUGACCUCAGCAUUACCAUUGAAUACUUCAGCACAAAUAGCUUUAUUUACUGAUAAGAUAUUUCUAUUCUGUGCUCAAACUUAUUUUAAUGAGAAUUAUCAAGUUCAACUUAAUGUUGCGCGCACGGCUGACAUCAAUACUCAAUAUAUGGUAGAUUUAGAUAGUGGUUGGACAAAGAUUAGCGAUGCAGCUCGUGUUAUUCAACACCAUUUAAAUAUAAAUAACAACCGAUGUGUCUGUCGGCAACAGAUAUCUCCAACUUCAAUACAGGUGCAUUAUAUCGACAAGAAACACCAUCAGUUAGGUGUCGAUGAACAAGUCAUUGAAACAUGGUGUCGAAAGAAAUUGAUUCUAGCUACAUGUACAUCAAAUAUAGUUGAACCAGAAUGGAAGAUACUUAAAACUAAAAUUUUUCAACGUUCCGAUUAUGGAAUAGAUAUUUGUCUUUUUGAUGAACAACAAACAAUAAGUUUCUUCGGUUUACCAGAAGUCGUGAAUCAUGUUCAACAAUUAUUUGAAGAUAAAAAAAUAAAAAAUGUUCCAUCUGUUGUCAAAAAUGAGGCGAACAAACUAGAAGUGUUACCGAUUCCAAAACCACCGACUUUAAAAAUUGACAAUUCUCCACAAAUCAGCAAGACUAAUAUACAUCAGGAAUGUAAUCCAUUAAAUGCACAGAAAGUUGAAAAAUUCUCGAUCACAUUCGAUGUCGAUGAACCCGGUUUCGAAAUCUUUGUCAAUGAACAAUUCAACCAAUUAUUGACUGUGGUUAAAUCGAAAUGUCAGCUUGAAAAGCAAAUCCUUCAUCAUCAAAUUCAGAUUCAAGUACCUAAAGCAAACGUUCAUUUCAACGAUCCUACAUUACAAACGCAGCCGCAAGAAAAUAAUUCUGAACCCACAAAUAAUUCGAGCCAAGCUUCUAUUAACCAAAAGUCAAAUUGGAUUCUAGGAUUGCUUGGCUUCAGAAAAUCUAACCAACAAUCUCCUUCGCCUGUACAACAACAAAAAUCAACAUCACAAGUACAAAUAACAUCGAAUGUGAUGAAUCUAGCAAGUGUUGCAAUAGGCAAUUCAAAGAUCAUUGUUUGCACCGGAGAUUUAACAAAACAAGCGGUCGAUAUGAUCGUUGUUUGUUCAACAUCAUCAAUUCUAUGUAACGCAAUCAUUUCUGCUGCUGGAUCUCAAGUAAAACAUAUAUUUGACCAACAAUCCUCCAAUGGUACGCUGACGUUUGAAACGUCAGGCGGUAAUUUAUCUUGUAUGCAAAUUGCUUUUCGUCCAUGGACCUGUGACAAAUAUCAACCUCAAAAUUUAAAACAAUCUAUUGAUACUUUUAUUUCAUCCGUGAUUACUUAUGCACUUCGUCAUAAUAUUACAACACUUGCCUUUCCAAGUAUUGGUUGUGGACAACGCGGUUAUGAUCCGAAAUUGAUUGCUGAAUACAUGAUUGAUGAGACUUAUCGACAAUUAAAAAGUUCAGUUCAUCCGAAAUUGAUCAUUUCAUUUGUUUUACUACCCGGACAACAAAGUAUUUAUGAUGCAUUUAGUGAUCGACUUAAUGCAAUAAAAAUCAUUGAAGAUAAACCGACCAGUAUUUCUUUUGAUAAACAAACGGUAAAAAUAAAAUUAAUUGGUUUAAAUAAGAAUGAAUUAAUCGAGUGUCAAAAUAAAAUAAAACAAUUGGCUCGAUCAUAUUCACUUAAACUUCAUCUUACUGAUAAGAUUGACAUGGCUGAUUGGUCACAAGAUAUCAUUCAGAAAUACUAUAACUAUUGUCUACAAAAGCGGGUGUCCGAUACCGAAAAGUAUUUUUUUCAAUUAACUGCUGAAAUACUACGAAAUGCUCGUAUUCAAAUUAUAUCCCAUGGAUUUGUAUGGUCAGUUGAAAUAUUAUCCGGUACAUGGGAGCAAUAUUCAUACAAAAUUAACCAACAAAUUGAAGAUGCUCACAUGAAAAAAUUGUCACAUAUUGAAUUCUUAAACGAAAAGUCAGAACGAUGUCGAGUAGUUUUCUCAUCUAUGGAAGAACACUAUGGAACACGUAAACGAAAAGUGUGUCGUCAACGUAUAGAUUCAUCAUUACCUAAUUAUUGGGAUUUGUCCAGUGUUAAUUUCAAACGAAUAGCUCUCUCGAAUUCUUCGAAAGAAUACAAAGAUGUUCUGGAUAGAUUUGAAAGUACAAUGAAAGGUUCUUAUCUGACAAUCGUCAAAAUUGAACGCAUUCAAAAUGAACGUUGGUACAAACAGUAUGCUGCCCAUCGUGAUGAAUUCAUACAGAAAUAUACCAGCUCUAGUGAAAAAUUGCUUUUCCAUGGAUGCAGGAGUACAUCAGCGUAUAAAAUUGUACAAGAAUGCUUUAAUCGAGCAUUUGCUGGUGUUAAUGGAGUUUCGUAUGGCCAAGGUGUGUAUUUUCAUGAGCAUGCGAAAUAUAGUCAUGGUUAUACUGAUGGCUCAAGUGAACGAACUAUGUUCUUAGCUCGUGUUCUAAUUGGUAGAACAUGUAUUGGUAAUUCAUCGAUGAAAGUACCACCUGAAGGAUUUGAUACAACUACAAAUGGUGGACAUAUAUUUGUGAUUUACCAUGAUGCUGGUGCAUAUGGUGAAUACCUCAUAACGUACAGAUGAAAUCUGCUCAGUUCAAGGCAGUGACGAAAGAGACUUUGAUGCACUAAUCUUAUUUUGUAGUUUUUAAAUAUAAAUUCCGUCAUUUUUUGAUCAAGAAAUAUCUUUUUGGCUUGGCUAUAAUAAAAGACUGAAAAAUUGUAAGACAGAAAUAAAAAUGCAUAAAACUUUUACUUAACAUAGUUCAGUUAUGCAUGAAUAUCAUGACUGAAUAGUUACAUUAUUCGAAGUAUAAUUACAAGGUACUGCGUUCAAACCGCAAUACGACUAGUCAUGGAAUGACUGUGAACAAACCAUGCAUAGCUGUUUCUCUUGAAUCAUUCGUCUAUCAUAGCAUGCUGUACACCCAUUGAGUGGAAAAACAUUUCAUGAACCUCAUUAUUUAAAAAAAAAUCAAAAUCUUUGGAUUUCUUUUCAACUAUUUUUAUUCCAUUACUUUCAUUUUUUUUGUCAAACUCAAAGUCAUUCAAUUAGUUUCAUUCUACCUUAUUUUUCAGUCAUGAAUCUUUUGUGAAGUUCUAGAUGAGUUAGUUUCCCAUACUUUUGUUGAUUGAAAUUUUUUUCCAUCGAUCACUUCCUUAUAAUACAAUAAUGAAACACCAUUUUGCUUUAAAAACAUGGUGAAAAAUGAUGAAUUUAAGUAUAUCUGUAUAUUUGUCCUUACACGUACGUGCUCUAAAAAACAAAAUGUGCAAAAGCAAAAAGAAUGUCGCAUGCUGUUUCGUUUUGCAGGAUAAAUUGUUAAAAAAUGUUAUACUCUUUUUUAAUAGUGAAUCGACAAAGUCAUUUCCAUCCUGAUACAGGUCCGUUGAUUAUCUAAUAUAGCUAUUUUAAAGGACAAAAAUGAAUCCGAAUGUAUUCUAUGGUCUAUGUUUUUUUCUUGCUAAUCAUGUCUAAAGAUGUAUCGGUUCGAAUUCGCUGGAUCACCGGUAAAAAUGGACUCAGAUAAACAAAUAUUAUUUUCAAUUGGUAAUUUCGUAGUAUUUAAUUGUGUAAGCACUUAAGUUG
This is a messenger RNA of Rotaria sp. Silwood1, 3627 nucleotides long. Lineage: Eukaryota; Metazoa; Rotifera; Eurotatoria; Philodinida; Philodinidae. The record is from the annotation of a GenBank genome assembly.